AAUGUUCCCUGACUGCAAUUAGAACUUAUUACAUAUUCGUGACGCAUGCCCAACCCUUCCACAGUUUUAUUUUUACCUUUCCGAAUGACAGACAAGGAAAACACCGCUUUCUCUUUCUUUGUCUGUCUUGUCUACGUGUUUCAGUUUCUCACAAAUAAGCAAUAAGUGGUGUGAUUAUACAUUAGCCGGUAUAAGAAGAAUGGUACUGACAGUACCUUGUGUCACUUUUGUUUUCACCUCUUCAUGACUAGAAAAAAGAGCAAAGGGCACAUCAAUUCUAUUGACUGUUGACCUCCUCACCUUUUCAGACACGGUGGGAUGCGUGGACCCAGAGGAGUGUGUGCGAGUGUGUGGAGCCGAGGUGGGAUGCUCCAACAUCGCCUUCCCCAAGCUGGUCAUUGAGCUCAUGCCAAGUGGCCUCCGUGGGCUGAUGAUAGCGGUGAUGAUGGCCGCUCUGAUGUCAUCACUGACCUCCAUCUUCAACAGCAGCUCCACGCUGUUCACCAUGGACAUCUGGAAGAAACAGCGCCCGCGAGCCUCGGAGAGAGAGCUGCUUCUAGUGGGCAGGAUCUCCACGGUGGUCCUGGUGGUGAUCAGUGUGGUCUGGAUCCCCAUCUUACAGUCCGCCAACAGCGGCCAGCUCUACGUGUACAUCCAGUCCGUGACCAGCUACCUGGCCCCGCCCGUCACCGCCGUCUUCACCCUGGCCGUCUUCUGGAAGAGGACCAACGAGCAGGGUGCAUUCUGGGGCCUGAUGGUGGGUCUGGUGGUGGGGGUGUGCAGGAUGGUGCUGGAGUUUGCCUUCCCCCCCGCCAGGUGCGGCGUGCCGGACUCGGCGCCCGCCGUCCUGCGCGACGUGCACUACCUCCACUUCGCCAUCCUGCUGUGCGGCCUCACCGCCAUCGUGGUCGCCACCAUCUCGCUGCUGACGCCGCCGCCCAGCCACGAGCAGGUGAGGAACCUGACCUGGUGGACUCUGACCGAGGAGCCUGCCAGAGAAAUCCCUCUGCAGAAAGUGUCCUCCUUCAGCCGCCGUAGUUCUCCAGACUCUGAGCCAGCGUGUCAGCUGACGUGUGGUGGGGGUGUGAGGUGGUGCAUGUCAGCACUUCAGAGUUCCCAGCAGUCCAAUCCCAGAGUUCCGAGUGUCCGAGAGAGUGUGUUCUGGUCCAGGUUCUGCUGCAUCAACGCCCUCCUGCUGGUCAGCGUCAACAUCUUCCUCUACGCGUACUUCGCCUGAAUGCUGACCAACCACCACCCCACUCUUCUUUCUGUUGACAUUCA
Molecule: messenger RNA, 1281 nt
Organism: Nerophis lumbriciformis (worm pipefish)
Lineage: Eukaryota; Metazoa; Chordata; Actinopteri; Syngnathiformes; Syngnathidae
Product: sodium/mannose cotransporter SLC5A10-like
Biological process (GO): transmembrane transport
Cellular component (GO): plasma membrane
Molecular function (GO): D-glucose:sodium symporter activity
Source: RefSeq, a predicted model, not a curated record